Molecule: messenger RNA, 2335 nt
Organism: Anneissia japonica
Lineage: Eukaryota; Metazoa; Echinodermata; Crinoidea; Comatulida; Comatulidae
Product: cytochrome P450 3A24-like
Exons: 1
Coding region: 83-1633 (516 amino acids)
Molecular function (GO): oxidoreductase activity, acting on paired donors, with incorporation or reduction of molecular oxygen; heme binding; steroid hydroxylase activity
Source: RefSeq, a predicted model, not a curated record
ACGCUCAUAAGUGUAUACUAAAGUCAUAUUAAAUGUUGCAGACGACAGGAUCGACAAGCCACUCGGAUAGUCUGAUCAGAUCAUGUCUUUCCUUGGUUUAGAAGCACCAACAUGGCUGCUUAUUCUAUUCGUUAUAAUCCUACUGUAUGUGUACGGAAUGUGGGGCUUCUCGUACUGGAAGGAUCGAGGCAUUUCUGGACCAAAACCACUACCUUUUGUCGGCAAUGGACUUGACGUAUUUUUUAAAACAGGGAUGCAUCAAAGCCAACUGAAGUACAUAUUAGAACAUGGUCCCAUUGUUGGUUAUUUUGAGGGACGAAAACCACAGAUCAUUAUAGGAGACCUGGACACGCUCCGACAGAUACUCAUCAAGGAUUUUAAUUAUUUCCAAGAUCAUAGAAGGGUUAGUGACUUGGAUUUUAAGCCUCUUGACAAGGGGCUCACGCAAUUAGAAGGUCAUGAGUGGAAGAGAAUUCGAAAUACAGUGACGCCAACGUUCAGCUCUGGCAAGCUUAAGAUAAUGGUACCAUUGAUCAAUAAUGCCUGUAAAACACUUCUUGGUAGGAUCAAUGACCUCAUAAAAUCAAAAGAUGAUAUCAACGUGAAAGACAUGUAUGGUUGUUUGAUGAUGGAUGUUGUUGCAAGCACGAAUUUUGGUCUUCAACUAGAUUCUGUAAAAAAUCCAGAAAAUCCAUUUUUAAAAAACAUUAAGAGCAUUCUUUCCGGCGGACGGCUUUGGUUGUUCGCGGUUGCAUUAAUGUUACCGGUAGUAGGAAAGAUUUUUAGAUUACUUGGCGUUGGACUCUUCAAUCCGAAAUCAGUUGAUUUCUUCACAGACGUCACAGAUCAGGUUGUGAAGGAAAGAAAAAGUGAUCCAAAUAAUGAGAGAGUGGAUUUCAUCAGAUUGAUGAUUGAUGCUCAUGAUAUGGAGAUUGCCAAAGAAGAAGAUGGACUCAAAAUCCAUUUCGAUGAUGAGAAUACAGAGCGUACACCAACAAGAAAACCUCUGUCAACUGAAGAAAUGAUGGCACAGGCUGUGUUGUUCAUAGUAGCCGGUUACGACACCACCAGUACUCUAUUGAGCUUUAUCUCUUACUUGAUGGCCCUUCAUCCUGACAUCCAAGACAAGCUCGUCCAUCACAUCGAAGAGGUCAUGGAAGGUCAAGAUUCGGUAACGUAUGAAGCUAUCACUAAAAUGUAUUAUCUAGAUCAGAUAAUCCAGGAGACUCUACGGUUGUAUCCAUCAGGCCCAUCAACAGACAGGUUGUGUACGUCUACUUGGACUCACGAUGGUUUGACGAUUGAAAAAGGUGUCGGAGUAAUUGUUCCAAUCUGGGCAAUUCAUCACAACCCUAACGUCUGGUCUGAUCCAGAAAGGUUUGAUCCAGAUAGGUUCAGCAAAGAGAACAAAGAGAAGCACCAUCCAAUGGCCUGGAUCCCGUUUGGACAUGGACCUCGCAACUGUGUUGGUAUGCGAUUCGCUCUAACAACGGUUAAAAUUGCAGUCGUUCACAUCUUCAGAAAGUAUCGAGCUGUUCCCGUAGAGAGUACCCCGAUACCAAUCGUAGCCAAAGUUCUUGGUCAAGUUAUUCCGAAGGAUGGGAUUCCUCUAGGUUUUGAGAAGAGGGAGUAAGUCUGAAAUGAGUUCGUCGUACCUCUUUAAGGAGAUACAAAUUAACAUUAUUAAACUAAUUAAUAUUAUAAGCUGAUAAACUGAAUUAAUUGGCCAAUCAAUUGAGCAUUAAUAUAUUUGCGGGGUUUUUUUUCUCUCAAAGAAUUCAGCAGGUUUGCUCUUUCCUUGUGUUGAUUUCGCCUAGUUUAUUUUUAGGUGCCUGUAAAAAAUAUGCUAACGUAAUCAGCCUGUCAUAUCGAAUACUUAAAACCUGCGGUGUCGUGUCUAUUAGAUCGCACGUCGAGUUAUUUGGUCAUAUAAACGCCGAUGUAAUAUGUUUUCCUUUUUGUAUGUAGAUUAAAAAUCUAGAAAACACAUUACACUAUGAAGAUUAGGCCCGGGAUUUAUCAAUCUCAGCUAAGCAUAUAUCUUAAAGCAGACUUAGCGAUGUAAAGGACUUAAGAGUGACGAACUUAAGAUUUUUUGCUUAGCAAGUUUGAUAAAUCCGGCUCUGGAUAUUAUUUAAUUACACUCUACCAGGGAGGACCGUAGGCGUACUAAACACGUUAAGGUUUAUAAUGUAGGCCUAUUAAUCAGUCAACUAUUACGAUGAAUUGAUUAUGGAAUCGAGUUUCCCAAGGCUAACCGCAGUACGGUUAAUCGUUUUAUAAAUUUUAAUAACGGAGGCAAAAACAUCAUGAAAAGUGUACAUAACCUAAGCCU